AUGACACCCAUCAAGAACACAGAGAAGGUUGGUUUCUCAUACAACCAAUUAGCCGACCCAAAGUUUGCCUUCUAUGACCAUAGCCUGGUUGAAGCUGUGAAGCUGAGUGAUGUCCCGACGCAUAGGUUCUUCUGGCUGCUCUCACUUUGUCACACAGUGAUGCCAGAAGAGAGAAGGAAGCCACAUUACUUUUUUUCCUGCAUGUCGGGUAACUUGGUGUAUCAGGUGCAAUCUCCUGAUGAGGGAGCCCUCAUCACUGCUGCCAGAAACUUUGGAUUUGUGUUCCAGGCUCGCACACUGGAGACCAUCACUGUUGUGGAAAUGGGAGAAACAAAAAUCUACAAACUCCUGGCUAUUCUUGAUUUCAACAAUGUCUCAUUUCUCUUCCUCUUCCUCGUAGUGCGGAGUCCAGAAGGUGACUUGACUUUGUACUGCAAGGGGGCUGACACCAUUCUUUAUGAACUGCUUCAUUCAUCCUGUGAUUCUCUCAAAGAGGAGACCACAGAACACCUGAAUGAGUUUGCUGGUGAAGGUUUGAGGACACUUGUGGUGGCCUAUAAAAACUUGGACGAAGACUACUUUCAGGACUGGAUCAGGCGUCACCAUGAAGCAAGCACUGCCUUGGAAGGAUGGGAAGAUAAAUUGUCGGAGUUAUAUGAAGACAUUGGAAAAGGUCUAAUGCUGCUAGGUGCCACAGCGACUGAGGACAAGUUACAAGACAGAGUCCCACAGUCAAUUGAGACUCUUGCCAAAGCUCACAUUAAGAUAUGGGUUCUCACUGGAGACAAGCAAGAGACAGCAGUGAAUAUUGGUUACUCCUGCAACUUGCUGAAUGAGGACAUGGAAGAUGUUUUCAUUAUUGAAGGCAGCACAUCUGAUGAUGUACUUAAUGAGCUCAGGAAUGCAAGGAAAAAGAUGAAGCCAGAAUCCUUUCUGGACAGUGAUGAAAUCAACAUUCAGUUUGAAAAAUCUUCCAAAAAACAAAAAUUCUACCUGAUGAGCAAGCAAAUGGGGUCUGCCCACAUCGGGGUUGGUAUCAGUGGCCAGGAGGGGAUGCAGGCGAUCUUGUCCAGUGACGACUUCUUUGCACAGUUCCAUUACCUGCAGCACCUGCUCUUAGUCCACGGCCGGUGGUCCUACAUCCGCAUGUGCAAGUUCCUCAAAUAUUUCUUCUAUAAGAAUUUUGCCUUCACAUUAGUGCAUUUCUGGUAUGGCUUCUUCUCUGGCUUCUCAGCACAGAUUGUCUAUGAUGAGUGGUUCAUUAUGAUACCGAAAUAA
Gymnogyps californianus (California condor) is the source of this 1278-nucleotide messenger RNA. Its product is annotated as phospholipid-transporting ATPase FetA-like. Bases 1 to 1278 code for a protein of 425 amino acids. Gene Ontology annotation, biological process: Golgi organization; phospholipid translocation. Gene Ontology annotation, molecular function: ATPase-coupled intramembrane lipid carrier activity; nucleotide binding. The transcript has 10 exons. Lineage: Eukaryota; Metazoa; Chordata; Aves; Accipitriformes; Cathartidae. The record is from RefSeq and is a predicted model, not a curated record. Gene Ontology annotation, cellular component: plasma membrane.